AGCCCAGGGGAUUGCCUGGCACCGGCUGCAAGGCCCCGCUCCAUUCACAGAAACGCUGGCUCGCUCACUGGCCCUUCCAUUCACACAAACAGCCUCUCAUUCACAUUCUGUCGUUUUUUUGUCUGCUUCUAAUGAAGACCACGGUUUGGGAAUGGUGGGGCUGACUUGCUUCAGAUUGGAGGGGGACUCUAAUCACCAUCGAAAUCGUCUGUGGGGUGCGCAUCUGCUGUUGCUAUGCAAGCUAGGGGAAGGGAAAAAAGAGAGUGCGGGGUGGCUGCUGGGCUAGGGCUGCGGCGCGGUUGGAGAGCGGUGGGGACGCCGUUUGCUGCUCCGGGGCGGGCCAGAGCGCUGCGCUCUUUCGUCCUCUGGAGCCGGCCUCACCCGAGCGCCCGCCAUGGGUGGCGCUCCCUAAACUCCGUUCCUGGGGCUCCCAGAAAACCUGGGAACCUCACAGCCAUCCGAGAUCAGCCCUGGGCGUGAGAAGACUCAGGGUGACCUGCUAGUGUGCUAGAAGGCAAAAGCAUUCGCUGGCACAGAAGUUACCGGGGAAACUUUGACAGCGACUGACUUCCCUGUGGUGCAGGUUAUCUAUCUUAACGCAUGAGGACACCUGGCAGAGGCCACCGAGGAAGGGGUCAGUGGGUCUCAGAAUCUUGGACAGACCUUCCGGGAGGCUGCCGGUGUCCUGUUCUCCUAAACGCCAGGAAGAAGGCCUAUGUGUGUCACUGCAAGCCUGAGCCUGACUCCCAAGGAUGAGGCCGUUCUUGCUGUGGAUUUGAUGGGCAGUUAGAGCAGCCGCAUUUUUUUUUUUUCUGUCUGACCGCAGGGCUGCAAAGCAGCAACUGAAGGGACAUUGGAAUGGAUGGAUGGUGUUACUAAGGCGUGCUUCCAGGCCUUAAACACAUUCAGUUGGCAUAGAGCUCAAGACGCAGCCCUCUUUUCUCUUUUCCUGUUUGGCAUGGAUUUCUGGAGCCUGUUGCUGCUCAUCAGAGAAGCACUAUUCCUUUUGGGAAGUAGAUUUUCAACUUAACCCCGACUGAGAAAGGCUGCUGACUGCUGUGGAUGACCAGGGAAGACUUCUUGAGCUGUACUGAGAAGAAGUUCACGUGUAGAUUUGGUUUUUUUUCGUGUGUUAUCCGAGAAAUUGCAUCGCCACAGACACUCAUGGCUGCUCUGUGGAUCUGAACAAGAAAAGCAAACCACGGGAAACUGACGCCCUUUUAAAAUAUUCACCUGACGGGUGGAGGGUUCCCCUCUUUUUCUUCUUACUUAAAAAUUCUUGCUACUUUCCAAAUCAGGAUUCAUCAGGAUUCACCUGAAGACUUCUUAAAAAGCCGUCGUCACAUUUUAACGCAUCGCUGUCAGACACUUCUGGGGCUCACCCACAUGAGCUGAGCAAGGGAAGACAAACCCUAACAUGGAAUAAUGGGGUCUGGAAAGUUCGAGAGAUCAUUUGAAGGAACUGGGGUUACCUUUGGCUCAAAUGUGGGAUGGGGAAAAGGUAGGUGAAGAAACAAAGAUCGGAAGGAGAUAGCUGCGAAGGUAGAGGAAGGAAAUUUGAGAACUGAUUGGCUGUAGUUGCUGUCAGCGGGUGGAUGUCGUUUUUCUUCUCUCUCUCUCUUUUUGCUACAGGAAGUGGUUUGCGGAGCUCACCGAGCCUUUGUUGAGAAGGGUCUCCUCAGAGUGAGUCACGCUUUUGCUGGGAGCAGCCCGGUGCAGCUGGGCGCUCCAUCAGCGGUAACUAUGACUUUUGCAAGGCAAGCGUUCCACCCCAACCCGUGGUCUCCUGGGCCCGCGCUGCGCGUCGGCUGCUCCGCUGCCUUGUAACGGUGUGAGGACUCAGUCGUCGGCCUCGGUGCUCCCUUUCCGGAAAGGCUGUCCUGGGACCCCAGCUCCUUGUCCCGCUCCGGGGCUCGCGGCUAGUGUGCUAUGCGCGGCAGUCCGCGCCGGAGCCGGCACCAGCAGCGCCCGGGCGGAUGCGGCGAGCUCACGGAGGGGCAUGCUUCCACGCACCAAGUACAACCGCUUUAGGAAUGACUCGGUGACAUCGGUCGAUGACCUUCUCCACAACCUGUCGGUGAGCGGCAGCGGCGGCAAGGUCUCGGCGGAGGCGCCCGAGGCGACCCCCUACCUGGUGUCGGGCGAGGCGCUGCGCAAGGCGCCGGACGAUGGGCCCGGCAGCCUGGGCCACCUGCUCCACAAGGUGUCCCACCUGAAACUCUCCAGCUCCGGCCUGCGCGGCCUGUCGUCCGCCGCCCGGGAGCGGGCUGGCGCGCGGCUCUCGGGCAGCUGCAGCGCGCCCAGCCUGGCGGCCCCGGACGGUGGCAGCGCGACCCCCGGGUCCCGCGCCCAGGCGGCCAGCAUGAGCGCCACCAGGAAGAGCCGGGCUGGCGACGAGCCGCUGCCCAGGCCCCCGCGGAGCGCGCCUCACUCCAACGACCAGGUGUUGGGGCCCGGAGUCACCUAUGUGGUCAAGUACUUGGGAUGCAUUGAAGUUCUGCGCUCAAUGAGGUCUCUUGACUUCAGUACAAGAACUCAGAUUACCAGGGAAGCCAUCAGCCGGGUCUGCGAAGCUGUGCCAGGUGCCAAAGGAGCCUUCAAGAAGAGAAAGCCUCCGAGCAAAACGCUGUCCAACAUCUUGGGGAAGAGCAACCUCCAGUUUGCAGGGAUGAGCAUCUCCUUGACCAUCUCCACUGCCAGCCUGAAUCUGCGCACUCCGGACUCCAAACAGAUCAUAGCGAAUCAUCACAUGCAGUCCAUCUCCUUCGCCUCAGGGGGUGACCCGGACACAACAGACUAUGUCGCCUAUGUCGCUAAGGACCCUGUUAAUCGCAGAGCUUGCCACAUUCUGGAGUGCUGUGAUGGGCUAGCCCAAGAUGUCAUUGGCUCCAUCGGACAAGCCUUUGAACUCCGGUUCAAACAGUAUCUGCAGUGUCCCUCCAAGAUCCCCGCUCUCCAGGAUCGAAUGCAGAGUCUAGAUGAGCCGUGGACUGAAGAGGAGGGAGAUGGCCCUGAUCACCCAUACUACAACAGUGUCCCCAGCAAGAUGCCUCCUCCAGGAGGGUUUCUUGAUGCUCGAUUGAAAGCCAGACCCCAUGGUCCGGAUGCAGUCCAGUUUGCAGGGAAAGAGCAAACUUAUUACCAGGGAAGACACUUAGGAGACACAUUUGGUGAAGACUGGCAGCGAGCACCCACCCGGCAAGGUUCCUUGGACAUCUAUAGCACCCCGGAAGGGAAAACACACAUGACUCUUGUAGGAGAGACACCAACCUAUGUCAACACCCAGCCAAUCCCUCCCCAGGCUUGGCCAGCAGCAAGCAGCAGCACCGAGAGCAGCCCACGGAAGGACCUCUUUGACAUGAAGCCUUUUGAAGAUGCUCUCAAGAACCAGCCCCUGGGGCCAGUGCUGAGCAAAGCAGCAUCUGUGGAGUGCAUCAGUCCUGUCUCACCCAGAGCCCCAGAUGCCAAGAUGCUGGAGGAGCUGGAUGCUGAGCCCUGGUACCAAGGAGAGAUGAGCAGGAAGGAGGCAGAGGCACUGCUGCUGGAAGAUGGAGACUUCCUGGUCAGAAAGAGUACUACCAACCCUGGUUCCUUUGUCCUCACAGGCAUGCACAAUGGCCAGGCCAAGCACCUGCUGUUGGUGGACCCGGAAGGCACGAUCCGGACGAAGGACAGGGUCUUUGACAGCAUCAGUCACCUCAUCAACUACCAUAUUGAGAGCAGCCUGCCCAUCGUCUCUGCCGGGAGUGAGCUUUGCCUCCAGCAACCAGUGGAAAGGAAACACUAAGCUGGUCCAGCACCCUCCCCAUGCCUUGUGCCAGGCCAAAGAUGGCUUGCCAUCUAUAAACAACUUCUGUGGAUGGUGACAGCCAGAUUUUAAGUAGGAGGAGGAUAGAAGAAAGAUUGCAAAAGAGAUCAUGUGCCCAGACAAAUCUGUGUGAUGCUAGUUCUUAUGAAACUUUUGAAGUGUUUUCCAAGAAAGACAGUGUAGAUAAACCCCACUCCUGGGACAUAUUGCAAACCUGGAACUCUUGGCUCUGUCUGGGAUAAUGGGCAGGUGUUUCCAAGACAGUUCAACUGUCUUGGAGGGGGCCUUGUUUUUCAGGUGAAGACACUGAGCCAGGCAGUGGAUGGCAAUGAUCAGUGGCUAGAUUUGGGCAAGAAUGCCCGACUUACCAAGGCCUUCUGGGGCUCAAACAUGCAACUCACUCUAUGGAAGUAACAAGCAGUCCAUUUAUCCUUAUAGUUCACAAUUUGAAACACAUGAAGGACUGGGCCAUUUACAUGAGAGAGACAGGACUUGUGGUUGUCUACUUAGCUGGUGUUCUUACAAAAUGGGGCAUCAGAGGGGCUCUGGGUACAUAUAGCUGAUUUUGGAAAUGAUCCCAGGAGUCAGGAGGGAAUUGGCUGAUGAGGAAUGGUUGCAUGGGGAGCAUGCUCCCACCAAGUGUACACGUGGGGCAUCUAUCUGCUGCGGAGUCUUGGAAGCAUAACUGAAUAUACCUGAGAUGGCUAGUGGAGGGGGAGAGGAAGGGGCUCCCCCAGAGCCAGCAUGAGUGGAGGGCUAUCUGCAGUGAUUUCUGUCCCCACCCUGUGCAUACCCGUGCGAGCUCUGCAAGCUGGGACAUUCUGGGGCAGAGGCUGGUGUUUAUAAUAAACAGUCUCAGAGCAGAAGGCAGGCGUAGAAGCAUCAGGCUGCUUAGCCCACACUAAGAUGUCAGGGCUCUGCCCUUGAGCUCCCAGCUCAGGGGGCCUAGAACGAGGAUAGCAUGCUUGCAUUUUCAGCAUGAGGCUAUGCCGAUGCCAGGGGUCUCGGCUUUGACAUUGCCUGGUGAGUCUCCAGCCCUUCCUUGACUCUUACUGGUGACCCCCACUCCCCUACCCAAACCCACCUUGUAUGGAGACUUUUUUUCACACACUUCACAUUAUAGAUCCCAGGUCCAUGCUGUGAAUUUAAAAAUGGAGAAUUAAUAAGUACAACUCCCUGCAACUGUGGCUGGCAGAUAAAAUGCCAUCUGCCAGACAAGAUUUAUUUAUAAUGGGGUUUAUACAUAUUUAUAAGUUUGCAAGCAACAAAUGCACAGUUUUAAAACUGGCACAUUUUAUAGCAGCCAGAAAAAAAAAAAAACAACUUGCAACUUUGUAGCAGGUUUUUCGAGUGUGAACUGCAUGUGUGUAUUAUAUACAUACACAAACUUUCCUUGAUUCAGAUGGAAAGCGUGUGUGUACCCACACGCAGAUCAACUCUGUACUGGGUAUUUUGAGCCUCUGGGGUUUUCUAACACGGACAACCGUAAAUCAAAAUGGCGUCAAGAACUUGGGGCUUGAUAGGCUCUCAUCAGCAGACCCAGGGAACCCUGAGUGCUAUGGAAUGGCAAGACAGACAGAUAUAGUGAUGCAUGUUUGCAGUCAUCGCACUUGGGCAGUAGAGGCCGGAGCCUCAGUAGUUCAGGGACAACCAGGGCUAUAUGAGGCAGUGUCUCAACAGAACUAAACAGAGGGGUGGGAAGCAGUCAGUCGAAGAUAAGGAAGAGCAGAUAAAACAACUGCAGACCCAUGUUUUAUUCUGGCUCCGGCACUGCUCAGGCACAGCCUGACCUGGCUUGCCAGCCUUCCUGGCCACAUUUGAACAUUAUGUCCUAUGCAGCAGGCCCUGGAGGGACUCUUGGGACAGAGAAGGAGGCAUAGGUGCAUCUGCCCCUGCUUAUAAUUUAUUAGGAACCUGACCCCUAACACACACGGGGGGGAGUGGUGGAGUGUGGGAGGCCUUUCAGUGCCGAUGUGCCCACAUCCAGUUAGGUAGGACCCAGGGUCACCACUGAGCUGGGGGCUCUGAAGACUUUGCACAGUAGGUGGCGCUGUGGAGCCUGGGAGGCUGCAAAGGGCGCAAAAGUUGAAGAUGUAACCCUGCAUGGGAACUGCUGAUGCCGAGGGCUGCAGAUAGCCUGCCUUUCCUCUUGCUCAGACAUCCUGGGUGAGUCCGAGACCCUCAGACACACUGAUUCUUGUCUUAGGGUGAGAGAGGACACAGGACAGGAUCAGCUUUGUAUACCCACCGUGCAUGGGGGACCGUCCUGUGGGGUGAACCUUUCAAGGUAUCAUCUCACACUGUACUCACGACAUUUUCCCACAUCCAAAGCCACUGACACUGGAGUCAAGCGACAGCUCCCAAGGCAGGGAUGAAUGGACUAACCAGACUUGGGCGAUGAGUUUCUUUUCUUCCUCCUCUUCUUCUCUCUCUCUCUCUCUUUUUUUAACACUAUGUGUGAGUUGCCAAUUGACUGUUCUCUGUUCAACUGACUUUCAGCUCUAACUUGUUUCAGAGUAUUGUGAAAUUAUGUGAGUUUAUUUGUGUUCAGAAUUAAACAUCUGGUGUUUAAAGACCCCGGAUUUGGAGACAGCUCAGCAUAAAUGUAAUGUGUAACAAGGUAUUUGUUUUUCAAAAGCAUUUGGAUGGUCAUACAUAUUGAUAUAUGAAUAUUUGGAACAUUUUGUUUCUGUUAACUUUUGUGAGACACAGACAAUUGCUAUAACAGCAGUCUGUCUGGGUUUAUUGCCAACCCAAACCUUUCUACUUUGAUACUGGCAUGGAAUUGACUUCCUAAGUCACCUGUGAGGAGCAGAAAUAUAAAACCAAUUUCAAGUUUUCUAAUAUUUUUCUAUGAUAAAACUUAUGUGAUUUGCGAACAUUUGGAGAUCCCACGAUACAACAGGCAAAGGUUAUUGGCUUGGACUGCCUUACCUCCAGGGGCUCCAUCUUACUAUUUCGGGGAAUGGUGUUGCUUCUAGUUCCGUGCCCUUCACCAUGGGCCUGACAGACCACACUCAAGCUUAUGGGAUGACCAAGUAGAGGCAGUAUAUAUCAUCACCUCCCCAUGGCCCAGGUAUGGCAGGUGGCAGGCCAACUACUUUUGACAAUGCUGCUCUUCUUGUUAUUAUUAGGUACUGGGACAUGUGCCUUCAUCAUCUAGACAGCCAUUCAUGCAUUUCGGAUUCCAUAGUAGCCCCUCUGAACCUCUACUUAGACACUAAAACAUUUGGGUGAUGAGGUUUGCACUUGUCCAUACAGUUUCCAAAGCAUGGAAAUUAGGAAUUUUCUAUAAAAUGCACCUUGUUACAUUUCUGCGAAUGGCUCUUUCCCAGCACAGAAUAACCACAGCUCAAAGAUUGAGACAAGUAAGCAUUUUUAAAUAGUUAAUUGUUUCAGUGACUGUAGGUGUAUAAGUCUGUUGGCAAUAAAGGCUAUUGUGAAAAGUG
Mesocricetus auratus (golden hamster) is the source of this 7257-nucleotide messenger RNA. It is a transcript of the gene Shc3, whose product is annotated as SHC adaptor protein 3. Gene Ontology annotation, cellular component: plasma membrane. Gene Ontology annotation, molecular function: receptor tyrosine kinase binding. The record is from RefSeq and is a predicted model, not a curated record. The transcript has 13 exons. Lineage: Eukaryota; Metazoa; Chordata; Mammalia; Rodentia; Cricetidae. The coding region runs from base 2000 to 3787 and encodes 595 amino acids. Gene Ontology annotation, biological process: cell surface receptor protein tyrosine kinase signaling pathway; intracellular signal transduction.